Molecule: messenger RNA, 1101 nt
Organism: Botrytis byssoidea
Lineage: Eukaryota; Fungi; Ascomycota; Leotiomycetes; Helotiales; Sclerotiniaceae
Exons: 3
Coding region: 1-1101 (366 amino acids)
Source: RefSeq, a predicted model, not a curated record
AUGUCGGCAUUCUUAGUUUUAGCCGCCACUAAAGCAAGAGACUCUAACGGGGGUUUCUAUCUUGAGAAUCGGACCAAGAGCCUACAAUUGUCAUAUCUCGACGUAGAUGGCCGCCAGCACUUUCUCUAUGCACGUAGAAUCCAAGAUCAAUCUCAUGUUCAUGAUGCAAACGGGCGGCUUGAAUCACAUGGACUGUAUGACAGUGUGCUAAGGAGACGUGGGUGGGUGUUGCAAGAGCAAGUGCUUGCGAGACGUACUCUGUCCUUUGCAAAGGAUGAGAUGCUAUGGGGUUGCCGAGAGUGUAGCACUUGUGAAUGCCGGAUAGGAUUCUCAAAUUUCGAAUCAGAAGCAAUCUCACCGAGUAGGGAAGUUUACAAAGAUAUAUAUUCUAAUUGGUACAUUAUGCUCGAGGCUUAUAGUCACCGUCCCCUCACAUAUCAGAUUGAUAAGCUACCCGCCAUAUCUGGGAUAGCUAAACUCUUGCAUGACAUGACUCAAGAUGGUUAUUACGCUGGGUUAUGGAGAAGCCAACUUCCUGGGGCACUCCUCUGGACUUCAAAAAAAGACAACAACGAGUAUACAGAAAGCGAGAAGUGCAUGCCUUCUUGGAGUUGGGCUUCGAUACGCAGCGGCGGUAUAACAUACGAUCAUAAAGAUGAAAAAUUCAAGGCUGGCACGGAAAUUGUCUCUGUGGAUAUCCAACUUUCCGGAAGCAACGCUUUCGGUGGCGUUCUUGGAGGCUACAAGCGAAUUGCCAUGUUCGGUAUCAACUUACAUCAUGGAUUUCAAGGAGAAAAAGGGACUCUCAAGAGAAUCAUGAUUCUUGUGGAUCUAGAUCAAAAUUAUUAUGAUCAAAACAAACCCACUGAAUCUGCAAUUGAAGUCAAGAAGAACAUCUCGCUUUUCCUCAUGUUUGUUGGAACCCGAACCCUCACACAAUAUGCCGAGACUCCAAGUUUCUUGGCCCUAAGAUAUCUUGAAGAAGACGAAAGAGGGAACUCGAUAUUUAUGAGAGCAGGGAUAGCUGCCCUUAAUGGGUGGUCGACGCAUCUUCUCGAUCGCGUUCGAGCUGCCACCAAAGAAUCAAUCGUUCUGAUUUAG